Messenger RNA from Anopheles arabiensis, 1374 nucleotides. RefSeq names its product C-type lectin 37Da (gene nw). The coding region runs from base 373 to 945 and encodes 190 amino acids. Gene Ontology annotation, cellular component: external side of plasma membrane. Lineage: Eukaryota; Metazoa; Arthropoda; Insecta; Diptera; Culicidae. The transcript has 3 exons. Gene Ontology annotation, molecular function: carbohydrate binding. The record is from RefSeq and is a predicted model, not a curated record. Gene Ontology annotation, biological process: biological process involved in interspecies interaction between organisms.
GCCCAGCUGCGGUCAAUUGUGCAAGAUCGUCCGAGAGAAGCGGGUCGUUUUCGUUCUAGUGCUCCGGUACUGCUGCUGCGGACUUUGUGAGAUUGCCAGAAGAAGUUGUGCUGACUUGACGCGCCACCAAUCCCGAACAGUUGCUACUUAGGCGGUUGUGAUCUUACCGAACUUGGUGCUUGGCGUUAAGUUUUACUUGAGAGGUGUGUUGUUGAACCCCGGCGUGGAAAGCGUGUAUCUUGGCGGUGUGGAGAAAAACCCGUCGUCCUAAGUGGUGCUUGUGUGCUAGCGAUCUGUGAUUAACCUAAUCGUUUGACGUCCGGUCAAGUGCUGCGUCAUCCCAUUGCGCAAAAUCAAACGAAUCGUCCCAACAUGAAGUCCAUCAUUUUGUGCCUGGUGUUUGUGCUGGCGUACGCAGGAGGACAGCGUAUCACCACGAUCCAGCUGGACGGUGUGCAGUACUUCAUCAGCCGGAUGAACCCGUACUCGCCCGAGCUGAACUACUUCCUCGCCUACCAGUACUGCCGGUCGCUCGGGUUGCAGCUCGCCUCGUUCGAGACCAAGGAGAAGGUGGAAUCGAUGACCGAGUACCUGCAGAACGCCGGCUACGGCAAGUACAACUUCUGGACGUCGGGCAACCGGCUCGGCACUGGCAUGUUCCUCUGGAUGAGCACCGGACUGCCGUUCAACGCCACGUUUGACUACUUCGAGAAGUCGCCGGAAACCGUCGGCAUGGACCCGCUGGACCACAACAGCAACACCUCACCCCAGCGCACCGCUCGCGACAGCAGCAGUGGACUGCAGAAGGGCUGCGUGCACCUGAAGGCCCCGAGCCUACGAUGGGCCCCGGAGGACUGUUCGGCCGUGAAAGAUUUCAUCUGCGAGCAAACGCGAUGCUACUACUACAACUACGGUAGCAUUCCGGUUUCGUCCGCGCAGGGGUAAAUAUUGUCCCAAACCCAAACCCUGAGGACUGAAAUGCACUGACUGGACAACUAAACACACACAAACACACACACACACACAAGCAAACACAAAGAGCCUUUCUCCAUUUGCCCAAUUGUCCUUCCCCAUUUCAAGACGGCUCGCAAAACAGACCAAUCAACCGAUGGACAUCAAACCGAAAACCAAACUCCCUCCCGAUCCCGGCCAUAUCCAUAUCCCCGUCCCCGACAGUCUUAUGUAAUCGAACGAGUACCGAAAACGAAACCGAACUCGACAAUCAAAAAACACUGAACUGACGACAUUGAACACCGUCCAAAUGCUGAGCCGGUAGUGGUGAGCGGAUAAUGGAGCAGAAAAACGCAGCAAGCAAACGCGAAAGGAAUCACUGCUCCAAUCAAAAUAAACAGGCAUCACAAUUUGUUAAAGCAA